Messenger RNA from Striga asiatica, 603 nucleotides. The record is from the annotation of a GenBank genome assembly. Lineage: Eukaryota; Viridiplantae; Streptophyta; Magnoliopsida; Lamiales; Orobanchaceae.
AUGACGAAAAAGAAGUAUGGGUGGAGUGCAGAUAUGAACGAGUAUACGUGUAACUUUGAAGCAAGUGUAGCUGAUCUUGAGUGGGAAAGAUGGAUCAGAGAAAAUCGCUCGAGGGUCGAUGCGAAGAAAGAUAUAGGGAAUAAGGCUUACUCCUUCAUUCUGCUCUGGAUCACCAGGAUAAAAAAGAAGAAGAAAGCCGCCGCUAGACAUCUAUCUUACUCGAGGAUAGAGCAUGAUUCAAAGGCGAGGACAGGGUUCGCUGAAGAGCUAGCGCCCACCAAUUCCGAAUACUACCAAGCGCGGAAGAAAGAGUCUACUCAAUUAGUGAAUUUUCCUGAUAGAGUCCGACUGGGACCACUGGCCAAGCCGGCGAAGAAUGGUGCUUGCUUCCGACCGGGUGCCAAGGAGCCAGGAUUGAAAUGGAAAGAGGAGUUUAGACAAUGCCCCAGACGGUCACGAUUCCUACUUCGCCUUGGAGAGGAAGCCAGCGAAGGAAACUACGAACGCCAGGCACCCCGAAAUCUCCCUAACAGCGAAAAAGGCGCAAUUUCUUCGAAAAGAUCUGUGCCAGGCCAAGUGGCAGAAGCAAAGGCAAAAGACUAG